CUAAAGCUCUCAGCCAUUUUGAACUGGGGCUUUGGGCAUCAUGCCCCUUACCUUACUGCGGAACAACGAUACCACUCGUUGCUAUACUUUUUCGUAUUCCAGUGCUUUGUCAAGAACACUGUCGGCAUAACAAAAUUAUCGUUUCUAUUCCUUUAUCUCGACAUCUUUCCACAGAAAAAGUUCCGAAUUAUCUGCUGGGCACUUAUCAUUCAGAUAGCCCUCGGCCUGGUUGCGCUCAAUUUCACAACAAUCUUUCAGUGCACCCCAAUCAAGUAUUCUUGGGAUAAAGCUAUACCUGGCCAUUGGUCAUCUAGCAUCAACAUUGAAGCGUUCUGGUACGGCCAAUCUGGAUGGAACACCCUCAUGGACGUUGUGGUUCUCGUCCUGCCAAUUCCUGUGAUUUUGAAAUUGCAGAUGAAUCGUCGUGCAAAGCUUAGCAUUUUAGCUGUCUUUGUUCUCGGAGCAUUUGUAUGCAUCACAAGUAUCGAGCGUCUGAUUAGUCUCAACUUCAAUGCCACUUUCAUCUUGGACUUCACCUGGGCGACUGGAACAUCAGUCAUCUGGACUCAAGUGGAAUCCACGGUCGGCGUGAUUUGCGCCUGCGCACCGUCGCUGAGAAUGCCGCUGGCUCGAUUUAUUCCCUUUCUGUUU
Messenger RNA from Trichoderma virens Gv29-8, 651 nucleotides. RefSeq lists its product as uncharacterized. The record is from RefSeq and is a predicted model, not a curated record. The annotation marks the transcript as partial. The transcript is spliced from 3 exons. NCBI's taxonomy places the organism in Eukaryota, Fungi, Ascomycota, Sordariomycetes, Hypocreales, Hypocreaceae.